AUCCAGAAAGGGUGAGAUUGAUAAGUGGGACUUUUUGGCCUAAUUAGGCAAGCACGCCAAACCUAACCUGAAGGACAAGGCUAUGGGGGGACUUUUACCCCAGAUUCGACCAAAGUGCAACUAACUGCAUCGAGGAUUUCCCAAUUGCAAGCACUCGGAAGACGUGGUGGCGCUAUCAGGUUGCAUUUCUUAGGCGGACCGAGCUCACCGCUGAAAGACAACAGCACGUAAUCUCAGCCUCAGGGUAUGAGUCGUUCAUGGUGCAGCCGCGUCUUGUAAACAGUUUCAGCAACACUUUCUAGACAGAAAGGCGAGAGCACAAGAUGUCGGAGGUCAAGAUCGCUCGCAUCGACGUCUUCCAGGUUGAUCUGCCCUACGUCGGGCAAGUCUAUCGUCUCUCCGGUGGUCGCGAAUACACCAGCUUCGAUGCUACAAUCGUUCGCAUAACCACUCAAAAUGGCAUCGAGGGUUGGGGAGAAAGCACUCCCUUUGGAUCGACCUAUGUCGCAGCCCAUGCGCUCGGUGUCCGGGCUGGAAUUGUAGAGAUCGCGCCCAAGCUGCUUGGGCUCGGCCCGCGGAGGGUGGAUCGCAUCAACGACGCCAUGGAUGCUGCGCUCCUUAGUCACGAACAUGCAAAGGCAGCUCUGGACGUGGCUUGCUGGGACAUUUUGGGCAAAUCGGUUGGGCUCCCUGUGUGCGACCUCCUCGGCGGCCGCACCGAUGUCAAGUUGCCCCUCAUUUCCUCCAUCCCUGUGGGUGAACCGGAAACGAUGCGCAAACACGUUGGCAAAUUUCGUGCGAAGGGUUAUGUGGGCCAUUCGGUCAAGAUCGAUGGGGAGCCCAAAAUGGACGCAGAACGCAUCGCAGCGGCUCUCGCCGACAAGGAGCCUCAUGAGUUCUUCAUUGUCGAUGCCAACGGCGGGUUGACUGUCGAAACCGGGUUGAGGAUGCUGAGAUUACUGCCGGAUGGACUGGAUUUCGUCCUGGAAGCCCCUUGUGCGACCUGGCGAGAAUGUGUGUCUCUCAGGCGCCGGAGUAACAUACCUAUCUUCUUCGACGAGCUGGCCACUAACGACUCCUCAAUUGCGAAACUCAUUGCCGAUGAUGCGGCAGAAGGCUUUGACCUCAAGAUUUCUAAGGCGGGCGGUUUGACCAAAGGUCGUCGUCAACGAGAUAUUGGUCUGGCUGCAGGAUACUCCAUAGGCGUACAGGACACUGUUGGCUCGGACAUUGUAUUUGCGGCCAUUGUUCAUAUGGCGCAGACAAUCCCGGAACGUCAUCUGCGUUGCAUUCUCGAUACGCGUGAUAUGGUAACUCUCAGGACGGCGGAUGCGGACUAUCAGAUGCACGGCGGCCGUGUCAUUGCGCCGACGACACCCGGCUUGGGAAUAACACCAAGGCUGAACGUUUUGGGAGAGCCGGUCGCCAGCUAUUCCUAAGCCGGUGCAAUGUGCCUACAUUACGACACAGUCAAAGGUGUGAUCUAGAUUAGAAAUCAUUCAAACUCAGCAGUCCAGGCACUCCAGGUCGAUGUCAAUUGCAGGGAGACUAUGCCGGAUCCGGCCUCAAAGUCCGCCGGAACAUCA
This is a messenger RNA of Exophiala viscosa, 1586 nucleotides long. Its product is annotated as chloromuconate cycloisomerase. Bases 324 to 1439 code for a protein of 371 amino acids. The transcript has a single exon. The record is from RefSeq and is a predicted model, not a curated record. NCBI's taxonomy places the organism in Eukaryota, Fungi, Ascomycota, Eurotiomycetes, Chaetothyriales, Herpotrichiellaceae.